This is a messenger RNA of Closterium sp. Naga37s-1, 537 nucleotides long. The record is from the annotation of a GenBank genome assembly. Lineage: Eukaryota; Viridiplantae; Streptophyta; Zygnematophyceae; Desmidiales; Closteriaceae.
AUGCUCCUCUCCACUUUUUCCCGGCCCAAGCACCCUGCCUGCCAUCUCAAUUCCCUCAACCCCCUGCCAUCCCCCCUCCCCACCCUUCAGUCGGCCUUCUCCGGGCGGGGUGAUCGCAGCCCAGAGGCGGGGUGGCCGGAGGUGGAGGGGCCGGUGGACGUGGUGCUCUUCGAGGGCUGGAUGCUCGGCUUCCAUGCGCUGCCCGCUCAUAAGGCUGCUGCCAUCGACCCUCAGCUGGGCGAGGUGAAUGGGCGGCUGCAGCAGUACAGCGCGUGGCACGACAUGGUGGACUCGUGGGUCAUCAUCCAGGUGGCGGACGUUGAUUGGGUCUUUGACUGGCGCCUGCAGGCGGAGGUAGCAAUGAGGGCCACCAGCAAGCCCGGCAUGACCGACGAACAGGUGCACGACUUUGUGACGCGCUACAUCCCGGCGUACAAGGCGUAUCUGCCCGCGCUCUAUGCCCGCGGGCCAGAGGGCAGUCGUCCCGACCACACGCUGCGCAUUGACAUCGACCAGGGCCGCAACCCAGUUGGCUAG